AUGGAUGAAGCUCUCGAUCAUGUCAAGGAUCUUGCCAAGUGUCUUGAUGAAGACAAUCGCAGCCGGCUGGUGAAUGAGCUGCGGGAUCUCAUAAUUUCCCUCGAGCCUGACGAAGAUGCGGUGCAGCGCAUCACCUUUGCCCUAUAUGCUGCGCGAAUUGGUGUCAGGCUGCGUCUCUUCCAUCUGCUCGCCUCCAGUGAUUCGGGCAUUCAUCUGGAUCGACUGGCCAAAGAGACUUCUGCUGAUGAGAUAUUGCUUGGCCGGAUUAUGCGCUAUCUUGCGAGCGUCCAAAUGAUUACAGAGCUCGGACCCGACCUCUUUGCAGGAAAUAAAAUGACCCGGGCUCUGGCUACUUCCAAGGGCGAAAGCUAUAUCAACGCCUAUUACGAACUAAUCCUUCCGGUGAUGGCCCAAAUGCCACCAUUCCUCGAGCGAACCGGCUAUAACAACCCCACGGAUUCUCUCAACCUGCCUCUGCAUGACGCAUUCGGGUGCAAAGGCGACCUAUUCGCGUUCCUAAAAGCCCACCCGGAGAAAUGCGCCAUGUUCCACAACCACAUGCAUUUCCAGAGGAGCCAGACCACUAACUGGGCCAAGCUUGCAACCGUGCUUCGCAGUAAGGAAACAGCAACAGACGAGGUCUUGUUCGUGGACGUUGGCGGGGGCACCGGGCAUCAAUGCCAGAGGGUUCUACAGUAUGAUCCUGACAUUCCCGGUCGAUUCGUUCUUCAAGACUUGCCCCAGGUCAUGGAGAGUGCCCCCACCAUCCCAGGGUUCUACUACUUCCGCGGAGUUCUCCAUGAUUUCCCUGACAGCAGCUGCCAAUCAAUUCUACGGAAUAUAGCAAAGGCGAUGCGCAGCGAUUCAACGCUUCUUCUUGAUGAGAUGGUUCUCCCCAACAGUGGGGUUAACUGGACGGCUACGGCGAUGGAUCUGCAGAUGAUGGCGAACCUCGGGGCGCAGGAACGGACUCGCGGAGCUUGGACAAAACUAUUGGAGUCGGCGGGUCUGAAGCUGGUGGACAUUCAGUAUCACGGUUUGGACCCGUACCAGGCCCUGAUCUUUGCGGUCAAGCAGGGUGGGGAGAGAAUGUAG
This is a messenger RNA of Aspergillus aculeatinus CBS 121060, 1095 nucleotides long. RefSeq names its product S-adenosyl-L-methionine-dependent methyltransferase. Gene Ontology annotation, molecular function: O-methyltransferase activity. Lineage: Eukaryota; Fungi; Ascomycota; Eurotiomycetes; Eurotiales; Aspergillaceae. The record is from RefSeq and is a predicted model, not a curated record. Bases 1 to 1095 code for a protein of 364 amino acids. The transcript is spliced from 5 exons.